AUGGCGACCCUCGCAGAUGAAUUGCUGAACGAUUUUGACGACUCCGACGACGAAAACGAGGAGCAGCCUGGGCUGAAGCUGGACGAUGAGGAUGGAGAGCCCAGCAAUGGCCUUCUCAAGGCCGAGUCGGUUGAGCCAGAUGGCACAGAAGUCAGACUCGAAGACGAGGACAUGGAUGACGCAGAGGAGGAGGAAGAAGCGCGCAAUGGCACAGACACACUCGAGGAUGAAGACGAUACGAAAGCAAAAGUCGAGAAGAUGCAAUUGGGCGGCGUCAGUGAUGUCAGGAAUGUCGCAGGUCUUAUGAAGACACUGCAGCCAGUACUCGAGGUAAGUCGCUUCAUCCGCCUGGGAAUGCCCGAGUUGUUUACACAAUAUGUACCAGCCCUAACGUUAUACGCCACUCUGCAGAAAAUCAAACACUAUCAAGCAGUGCCGAACGAUCAGCGAACCACUGGCGUCGGGUCGAUAGAAGACGACCCAGAAUACCACCUGCUAACACAGUCCAACUCAUUGGCUACACAAAUAGACAGCGAGAUCAUACUCGUCCACAAAUUCAUCCGCGACCACUACUCGACGCGAUUCCCAGAACUCGAGACACUCGUAUCGAAUCCUCUAGCAUAUGCGAAGACCGUCGCUAUACUCAAGAAUGGACCGCUGGACAACAUCAGCAAAACAUUCGCAAAUACUACGAACAAUGCGGUCGGCGCCUCGUUGCGAUCGGUGCUGGAUGGGCCGACACUUAUGGUGGUGAACGUGGAAGGCAUACAAUCAAGAGGUCAAGAGAUGGCUGAAGCCGAUCUGCAGGCAACUUUGCGAGCCUGCGACAUGACAUUACAGCUCGACAGAGCGAAAAUCAUUCUGACGCAGUAUGUGCAAUCGAGAAUGGACAUCUUCGCACCCAACCUUACCAAUCUGAUUGGUUCUCUCACCGCUGCCCAACUGCUCAACUUUGCAGGAGGGAUCAAGGGCCUAGCGAAGACACCGGACCGUAACAUUCCCGCCAUGGGCUCGAAGAAGCAGCGCCAAUCUGGCCUUGCCACCAACGUCGGCAUCCGACAACAAGGCUUCCUCUACCACUCCGAGAUCAUACAAGAACUACCCAACGACCUCCGAAUACAAGGCAUGCGCAUAGUCUCGGCCAAACUUGUCCUUGCCGCUCGCGUGGACAGCACGCACCAGUCGAAUGACGGAUUGAUGGGAAUGCAACUGCGAGACGACUGCCAACGACGACUCGACAAGCUGCAAGAGAAGGCGCCGAAUCGAGGGCCGAAAGCACUCCCAGCACCUGACGACAAGCCUGCUCGGAAACGAGGUGGACGAAAAGCCCGAAAAGCCAAGGAAGCAACAGCCAUGACUGAUCUGCGCAAGCAGCAGAAUAAGAUGGCAUUCGGCAAAGAAGAGCGGGAAGUCGGUUUCGGUGAAGACACAGUCGGUCUAGGCAUGAUCGGCCAGCAGAAUGAUGGACGGAUACGUGGUGCGCAGGUCGACAAGCGGACCAUGGCAAAGUUGUCGAAGAAGAAUCCUGGAUGGGGCGGCUCGGGUCUACAAUCCAGCUUGAACACAGGCGGCGCAAACACAAGCUUACGAGCAUUUGGGACGCACGGCAACGCGACCAGUCUACGGGCACAAGGUCUGCGGACGAGCGGCGUUGGCUCAACGGCCGGAACGGCGAGCAGUAUUGCGUUCACACCUGUGCAAGGUCUGGAGUUGGUAGACCCCAAAGUCCAGGCUGAGCUGAAGCGGAAGCGAGAGGCGGAGAACGCUGGGUACUUUUCGAGUGGAACGUUUACUCAGGUUGGUGGAGGGAGUAGUAAUGGUUUCAAGAUACCCGGGUUGCCGCCUAGCAAAAAGGUGAAUCCGGGUAUGGCGCCGCCUCCGAGACCGAAGUGA
Cyphellophora attinorum is the source of this 1893-nucleotide messenger RNA. RefSeq names its product U4/U6 small nuclear ribonucleoprotein Prp31. The transcript has a single exon. The record is from RefSeq and is a predicted model, not a curated record. Gene Ontology annotation, cellular component: precatalytic spliceosome; U4 snRNP; U4/U6 x U5 tri-snRNP complex. Gene Ontology annotation, biological process: spliceosomal tri-snRNP complex assembly; mRNA splicing, via spliceosome. Bases 1 to 1893 code for a protein of 630 amino acids. NCBI's taxonomy places the organism in Eukaryota, Fungi, Ascomycota, Eurotiomycetes, Chaetothyriales, Cyphellophoraceae.